AUCGUUGCAGUGAACUCGGCGACGAUCUUCCGACCGACGGAGAUGGCGCCGUUCCACGUUCAUCCGAGCAUGAGCAGCCUGGUCGGGCUACUCCGCCUCUUCCCCUCCAUGUCGCUCUCCACCGUGAAGGCGUUCCUGUCGCCCCCGAUCCUGGGGGUGGUGCUGCAGACGUACGGAGCCGGGAACAUGCCCAGCAACCGGACGGACAUCUUGGAGGAGAUCCAGAAGGCGUCGGCGCGGGGGGUCAUCGUCCUGAACGUGACGCAGUGUCCGAAGGGGGGCGUGGACGCGUACUAUGCGACGGGGAAGGUGCUGCUGGACGCGGGGGUCAUCCCCGGCGCGGAUCUCACGGCCGAGUCGGCCCUCGCCAAGCUCUCUUACGUCCUGUCGAAGGAGGAGUGGGACCACGCCACCAAGAAGAAGAAGCUGCAGCAGAACCUCCGCGGCGAGCUGACGCUGUUCGACCAGGACCAGAAGCCGCACGAGCAGGCGGACCUGCUGGCGGCGCUGGGGAAGGCGCUGCACGUGUCGUCGUCCAAGGAGCUGGAUCAGGUGAAGGAGUUUCUCUUCCCGUGCGUGCUGUGCGCCGCGGCCAAGACGGGGGACAUCUCCAAGAUCAAGAAUCUCAUCAAGCACGGUGCGGACGUGUCCUCCAUGGACUACGACAGUCGGACGGCGCUCCACAUCGCCUGCAGCGAGGGGAACACGAAAGUGGCCCGGUAUCUCUUAUCCAAGGGGGCGAGCGUCCACGUCAGGGACAGGAACGACCGGACGCCGCUCAUGGAUGCGAUCAAGUACGGGCACGUGGAGUGCGUGCAGGUCCUGGUGCAGUGCGGGGCGUGCCUGAAUCCGAACAACGCGGAUCUGGCAACCCUGGUGUCGAGGGCGGUGGCGGAUGAGAACAUGAAGGUGUUGGAGGCCUUCAAGUUGGCCGGGGCGGACUUCAACGUUCACGAUCCCGGGAAGAGGACGCCGCUCCACUUGGCGGUGUUCCUGGGGAAGAAAGAGGUGGUGCAGUUCCUGUUGGCGGCUGGAGCGUCCACGGCCACGCUCGACGAUCUCAACAUGACGCCCGUCCAGAUCGCGAAGCGACACGAGAGGCGAGACCUGGUGGAGCUGCUGAGCCACUUCGACUUCAAGACGGAGCUGCCCCGGCUGGAGGCGGUGGCCGCGGGGGCGGCGGAGCACUGAGUCGAGAUGGGUGAUUCGCGGGAGUUUUCUUCACAGGCGAAGGGCAAAGGGCAAGAUCGUGGACACUCGAGUGUCCCAAAAGGGUCAAACCGGCCGGUUUAGAUGCUUGAACGAAGACGAAACCGGAAUCUCGAUAGUGCUGCGUCGUCUUGGUUUCAUUUUUUUACCACGGUGGAGUGGCUGUUAGUAGCUGUUAAUGUUUUAACUCUGGAGAGGUCUUCCUUCUUAUUCCCUGUGAUGACCAGUUUAGGAAAAUAAAG
Messenger RNA from Darwinula stevensoni, 1451 nucleotides. NCBI's taxonomy places the organism in Eukaryota, Metazoa, Arthropoda, Ostracoda, Podocopida, Darwinulidae. The record is from the annotation of a GenBank genome assembly.